Molecule: messenger RNA, 1618 nt
Organism: Stylophora pistillata
Lineage: Eukaryota; Metazoa; Cnidaria; Anthozoa; Scleractinia; Pocilloporidae
Product: protein YIPF6
Biological process (GO): endoplasmic reticulum to Golgi vesicle-mediated transport
Cellular component (GO): trans-Golgi network; membrane
Source: RefSeq, a predicted model, not a curated record
GCAAAAUGGCGUCGGACCCUGGCUUUGUACCGACGGCUGUGAAUGUGGAAAUUGAAGGCGAUAUAACUGUGCCUGGUGCCCCGGAGGAAGAUGAAGAACCUAGCACUCUAGAUGAACCAGUUUCUGUAACUUUAAAGCGAGAUUUGACGGCAGUUAGCAAGAAAUUCCUUCAUGUGCUUGUUCCAAGACAAAGUAAAAGCCUGCUACGUGAUUGGGAUCUAUGGGGUCCUUUAAUUCUUUGUGUCCUUCUAGCUAUGAUGCUUCAAGGUCACACUGUGGUUGACAGUAACAGUGAUGGAGGACCUCAAUUUGCUGAGGUGUUUGUGGUGGUCUGGGUUGGAGCUCUGGUUGUCACCGUGAAUUCCAAGUUACUGGGUGGAACAAUAUCCUUUUUCCAGAGUGUUUGUGUUCUAGGAUAUUGUAUUCUUCCCUUGGAUAUAGCACUAACAGUCUGUCGGUUGAUUUUAAUUACAAAGCAAACACUGGCAUUAUUUGCUGUCAGAUUCAUUGUUGUCCUAUUAGGAUUUGCUUGGUCAACAUUUGCUUCUGUGAAGUUCCUUGGUGACAGCCAGCCGGCUAACAGGAAAGCACUUGCAGUUUAUCCAAUAUUCUUGUUUUACUUUGUCAUCAGUUGGAUGAUUAUUUCCCAUUCGGGCUGAAUACACGAAGCAUAAUGCUUUCUAACGAGUUGGCAAACCUCCCAGUCGAAGGUAGACAGAGUACCCCCUGCUCUAAGCAGAAGUAUUGUAAGAAGUGCCGGAGGGUUUGGGGGCUGUCAUGUGGGCAAAGAGUAUUUCCUGACCCGAGCAAACGAAGGCGAGUAGGAAAAGCUGUGCAAGGUUGUUCAAAGCUGGUUCCGAUAUGUCGCUCGUUAUCUAGAGGGGUGUGACUCUUGUCUUUCUAGUCUCUUUACCGCUAUUUGUCACCAGUUCUACGGUGUAUUGUUAUAUUCGUUUGGAUUGUGACGCAGUCAUAUUACUGCAGGAUGAACCAACGUAACGCUUACCCAAAGAUUUUGCAUUAGUUUUGUUUAUAACCUUUUCGGUCAGAAACUCGUCUCUUAAAAUAAUCUUAAGUUAUACAAGAAGCAUGUUAACUGAACGGUAAUAUUUGAUGUAUACACUCAGUAUGAAAAUUUUUUAGGAGUUGCUCCGAUGACGAUUACUGUCCAGUCUUAUCCCUUUGCAUUCAAUAACAGGAAUUUUUGUUUCAAAAAUGAUCAUAGUGACUCGUCAUGACAGCGUUAUUUUAUAGAGUAGAAAAAAAGUACUUACGGUGAAUUUGAAAUCGAUAUCCCUUUUUUUGUCCUUUGGACAGAGCAAGUGCUUGCGAUCGGACUUCUCUCUUUUCUUAGGUACAUUUACAAGGUCUAUGAAACAUUAACGAAUUUAGAAUGUUAAGAAAAUAAAAGAAACCGAACGAAACGAAAAAAACGACAAAAAAAAUGUUAUGAAAUAUUUAAUCAAUUGAGCAAGUCAAACGUUAAGAAACUGUUGGAAGUUGUUUCACGAACAAGAAUAUUGUGACAAUUAAAGAAUGAAGAUUUUUACUGACUUUAAAAGUACGAAGCCCUAUGUAGUGCAUAACCGAAAUAAAACACUGCUACAUUGUUAUUCGA